Messenger RNA from Coffea eugenioides, 2375 nucleotides. RefSeq names its product metal tolerance protein 1-like. The transcript has 3 exons. Gene Ontology annotation, biological process: zinc ion transmembrane transport. Gene Ontology annotation, molecular function: zinc ion transmembrane transporter activity. The record is from RefSeq and is a predicted model, not a curated record. The coding region runs from base 342 to 1607 and encodes 421 amino acids. Gene Ontology annotation, cellular component: plasma membrane; vacuole. NCBI's taxonomy places the organism in Eukaryota, Viridiplantae, Streptophyta, Magnoliopsida, Gentianales, Rubiaceae.
GUACUUGAAGUUAACUCCCAUCUUCUUCCCUACCGCCCCACCUCCAAAGCCUCCAAGGGCCCCCAGACCAUUUUCAUCGGCCCCAUCAAACGCUUGUUUCCUGUGUACCAGAUUCACAGAUCUCUGGUAUUCAAGCUUAGCUUUUCUUGUUGUACUAAUUGUUCAUCUGUUUCUUUACUUUUGGGCGCUAUCAUCUUUGUUUGGAUGAGAAUGUUCUGUUUAUGCUUGGACCAAUGUUGUGGUUUUGGUUGUGCCAUUUGUUCCAUAAUAAAUAUUGUUAAACUGGCUGUUGACUUAGUUGAUAGAAUCCCUUUUGCCUGAUUUACACAAUCAAACGAAAGAUGGAUGCACAAGUUUCAGAGGAUGGACAUGUGAUUGAGAUAGAUGCUGAUAGGCCGGCUGUAGAAAAAGGCAUCGUUGCCAGUAAAGUUUGUGAGGGAGCACCAUGUGGAUUAUCAGAUGCCAAAACGAGUUCAGAACGUUCAGUGUCCAUGAAAAAGCUUUGGAUUGCAGUUGUACUCUGCAUUGUUUUCAUGAGUGUUGAGGUUGUUGGAGGCGUUAAAGCCAACAGCCUUGCAAUUCUGACUGAUGCUGCUCAUCUGCUAUCAGAUGUUGCUGCUUUUGCAAUAUCUUUGUUUUCUAUUUGGGCGUCUGGAUGGGAAGCUAAUCCACGCCAAUCUUAUGGGUUUUUCCGCAUAGAAAUUUUGGGGGCAUUGGUCUCUAUCCAGAUGAUAUGGCUUCUUGCUGGUAUCCUCGUUUAUGAAGCCAUUGCCAGACUCAUCCAUGAUACUGGUGAAGUUCAGGGCUUCCUCAUGUUUUUGGUGUCUGCUUUUGGCUUAGUAGUGAACAUCAUCAUGGCUCUUGUGCUUGGACAUGAUCAUGCACAUCAUGGACAUAGCCACGCUCACAAUCACGGACAUCAUGGACAUGGCCAUGCUCACAGUCACGGACAUCAUGGACAUGAGGGUCAUAGUGAUGACGAUGGGGAGAAGGAAAAUGAGCAUACGCAUACUCAUGGGGUGAGCACAGCUGGGCAUCACCACCAUCAUGAGGGACAUAGUGAGCAUCCUCAUGCACAUGAAUCAGAUCACACUGAGCCUCUCCUUGAAAAGAGUUGCUCGGAGAGUCAACACAAGUCAAACAGUGGACAUAAAAAGAAGCAACGGAACAUCAAUAUCCAGGGGGCUUACCUUCACGUACUAGGUGACUCAAUUCAAAGCAUUGGGGUGAUGAUUGGUGGAGCAAUUAUAUGGUAUAAGCCAGAAUGGAAAAUUGUUGAUCUGAUUUGCACACUUGUUUUUUCUGUAAUCGUGCUGGGAACCACUAUAAAGAUGUUGCGCAAUAUCCUUGAGGUUCUUAUGGAGAGCACGCCUCGAGAAAUUGAUGCUACCAGAAUUGAAAAAGGUCUUUGCGAGAUGGAUGAGGUUGUUGCAAUCCAUGAAUUGCAUAUAUGGGCAAUCACGGUUGGGAAAGUGUCAUUGGCUUGCCAUGUGAAGAUUAAACCUGAUGCUGAUGCUGAUUUGGUGCUGGACAAAGUUGUUGUCUACAUUAGGAGGGAAUAUAACAUCAGUCAUGUGACAAUCCAAAUUGAAAGAGAGUUCAAUUAAAGGGUAUGAUGUGGUUUAAGCCUUGGUGUUGCAUUUUCCUGGGACAGGCAAACUUCUUUCAAAGAUUGUCAUUUCUUUUCUAGCAACAGAGAGAUGACUUUCUUGCCGAUUUGGCUGCAUUUUUUGUAACUAUUUUACCCUUUUUACCCUUUUUCUUUUCUUUUCCUUGUGUUCUUGGUUUAUGUUGAGAUGUAACUUGGAUAAUGGCCAUCUAGGAAAUGCCAAAUUUGGAGGUCUUGGCCUCUUAGGACUACUUCCUUUCGCUGGAGUGGAUGAGCAAAAGAUGCCCAUCGACAAUGCAAUACAGGGCUACGAGUCUUAGAGAAUUUAGCCUCCACCGUUGCUCUGCAGAUGAAUUGAUGCCAUUCACCUUUGAUUAUCAGUCGUACUUUAUCCUAAGAUUUGCUGUGACUGAUAUCCAGAAAGUGAAGAAGACCAUAUUGAAGCAACAAGAAAUAGGUGGAACUGCAAUGUUUUAACUCUGCCUUAAGGGUUAUCUUGCUUACGUUUGGACGCACAAUUUGGUAUAAUUGGGCAGACCCUGAUUGAUUAUAUCAAAUCUAUUGUCAGCAAUGGGUGAAAUAUAGGCUUAAUGGAGGCAAAAUCGAGCCUUUUUAGCUACAAAUCUGCUCGUGUAGAUAACUGUUUAACAGUGUGUUAGUGUUAUUUUUGUAUCCUACCAGUACUAGAUAACUUUUUACAGUGUUAUGUGUUACUUUUGUAUCCUACCAGUACAAGUAAAGCAUAACUGUUAAUUUGUGCCGGCAA